GGGUCGCAUUUUCGAAAAUCCGAGUUAGAUUCACAUUCUGAUUUUCUUAAAUUAAAAAGAAAAUUAAAUAUGAGGUUUACAGCAGUUUUACGUGCACAGCAUCUUGGUUUUUAUUUCAAGAAACAUUGGCAAGUUCAAGGACGAAGAAAAGUUAUGAAGACAGGAUGUUAUUCUGUUUUAAAUGAUCUAGGAAUAGAUAUUAAGGAUCCAAAGAAAUAUUUGGAGAACUUUCAAGAGAAAAAUGAAAACCAAACGCAAUUAAAUCAAAAUCUUAAGAAAUUUCUAGGUGAACCGGAGGAAAUCAAGGAAAACAACUAUUCUUACAAUGAAAAGCCGAUUUAUCUAUAUGGAGACUCGAAUGUUCUUGUGGAAGGAACAGUACAAGCACAAAAGCUUCUUAAAACUCUUAAGUUUGAUAGGUUUCCUGAUCAAAUUGAAAAGAACUUCGAAAAUACAAAACUUCCUACAAAUAUUGAACGUUCUUUUCAACAAUCAGUUCUCGUUUCUCAUUUACUUGAUGGAGAGCAACAAAAACUUGCUAAAAAAAUGAAUCCAUUACGACCAAUGCGUCCAUUUCCUCUAGAAUAUGGAAUAACAGAUGCAAGAAAGAAUUUGUCAUUGUCAACGCGCCUUAUAAACCAUUGUGAAAGACAUUUUGGACCUAGAGUUGCCGCUAAUAGAAAGACAAUUAACGAUGCACUUUUCAUUGCACAAUUUCAAAAAAGAGGUUCCAACAUAAGAUUCGAUGUCAAAGCAGAAACCUUUUUAGUGACACGCAAACCAAUUUCAUCGUUUGCUUCUAAUGUUGAUGAAGAACCACUUCCAGAUAUAUCUCCUCUACAAGAUACAAUUUCCAUACCUAACACACACUUCUACGAUAACGAAAUCAAAAGCUCCUAUCCUGUGAAAACAAGUGGACAGUUUUGUUAUCCUCAUACCAUCAUGCUUCAUUACUCUAAUCUUGAUGUUAAACAUCUUUUUGAAACACCAGUAACACCUGAUCAAUUCGAAAGUAGAGCCAUGAUCAAAGGAUUUGCAGCUGCUUCAAGUUGUGCUCAAAGUCUUUACGGAUUUGAAGUUGAAGAGUUGCCAGAACCAGUUGUUGUUCAAGUUGUACAAUUUGAUGGCAAAAGAGUUCAAUUUGGAAUAUUUCAACUAAACACACUUAAUUUAGAUGUAACAGAAGGACCCAAAAAUUAUUGGUUUAGGAAGCCUGAAACGCAGCUUUACGAUGUUUGCUGUUAUACUAAUGGAAGACCAGCUCUUACUUCAUAUAAUUUUGAUGUCUUUCGAUUAAUGUCUGUAUUUUACAACAAUUAAGCUUCCAUUAAAAUUCAUUCUUUAGUAGAAUUAA
Clunio marinus is the source of this 1354-nucleotide messenger RNA. The record is from the annotation of a GenBank genome assembly. NCBI's taxonomy places the organism in Eukaryota, Metazoa, Arthropoda, Insecta, Diptera, Chironomidae.